GGAAAUGCGUCACUAGUACACAGGUUGUGCCAAACAUUUCUCUGCACUGACUGGUGGCACUCGCAACAAGGCAAGGUCUUGAUAAUUAAUGAGUGAACAAAAAAAAAUCAGAGCCUCUAUGCAAAUGAGGAGCCUUUAUAGACCUUGGAUGAGCUUUUUGGAUAACGAUUCGCUGCAAACUUGUGACUGAUCAGCUUAACAUAUGUGGAUAAAGAGUUAAGCGUGUCUUGCAUUUCAAACUUCAAGUAUCUGACAGCAAUCACAUCUUCAUUACUUUGCUGAAUGAGGGAACGGAUACUGAACAUUUGUAGGCUAUUGGAAUUUACCACGAUUGACCAAACUCAUCCAUUCAUUAUUCCCCCCUGCAUUUUUAAGACGCACACCUCAACCGAUUGAUCCGGGAGUGAUACAGCAAGAUUAGACUACCGCAUUCAUUCCAAUAUAUAUAUUUUUAACUCUGUUCAGUGCCACAUCGCCAUGUCAAGCGAUACGUCGGAUCAGAGUAGGCGGUUCUGUGUGCUGUCUUGGGAUCAGGUACGUCGUUUGAACUCAAUCCUCAGAGAAGCAAUCCCGAUUCACGGCCGCGGAAAUUUCCCUACACUCUCUCUACAACCCCGGCAGAUUGUUCAGGUGGUGCGGGCGCGACUGGAGGAGAGGGGCGUGUCAGUACGAGACGUGCGGCUGAACGGCUCUGCAGCCAGCCAUGUGCUCUACCAGGACACUGGCAUGGGCUACAAGGACCUGGACCUGAUCUUCGUUGUGUCUCUGAAGGAUGACCAGGCUUUCCGGCUAGUCAAGGACGUGGUAAUGGACUGCCUAUUGGACUUCCUACCAGCGGGGGUCAGAAAGGAGCGCAUCUCGCCGCUGACCCUUAAAGAGGCCUACGUGCAGAAACUGGUGAAAGUAUGCAACGACACAGACCGCUGGAGCCUCAUCUCACUGUCCAACAACACGGGCAAGAAUGUGGAGCUCAAGUUCGUGGACUCUCUCAGGCGGCAGUUUGAAUUCAGCGUGGACUCCUUCCAGAUUGGCUUGGACUCGCUGCUGCUGUUUGACCACUGUUCAGAGACGGCCAUGUCCGAGAGCUUCCACCCCACCGUGAUUGGGGAGAGUGUGUAUGGGGACUUUGAGGGUGCCAUGGGUCAUCUGUGUCAGCGGAUCAUUGCCACACGCAGCCCCGAGGAGAUCCGAGGCGGGGGGCUACUUAAGUACUGCCACUUGCUGGCGCAGGGGUUCAGGCCCAUCUGUGAAACGGAGAUGAAGGCUCUGCAGCGCUACAUGUGCUCACGCUUCUUCAUCGACUUCUCUGACAUCUGCGAGCAGCAGCGUAAGCUGGAGGCCUACCUGCAGAACCACUUUGCUGGCAUGGAGCACAAGCGCUAUGAGUGCCUGAUGACUCUGCACCAGGUGGUGAAUGAAAGCACUGUGUGUCUGAUGGGCCAUGAGCGGCGCCAGACGCUCAGCCUCAUCUCUAUGUUGGCGCUACAGGUGCUGGCUGAGCAGAACGCAAUCCCCACGGUGACCAACGUCACCUGCUUCUACCAGCCCGCACCCUACGUGCGUGACAUCAACUUCAGCAAUUACUACAUAGCACAUGUGCAGCCACAGCCACCGCUAGUUCACUACAGUAACUCUCACCAUACGUGGCUGCACUGUAACUGAGCUAACAAGCAUGUGCAGGGCAGAGGUGGAUGUGGCAUCCAAUGUUUCUCUCCAUUGGGUUGGAGCUGUGGAAUGGUAGCCUUGCUCUUUGUCUUUCAAAAUAAAUAAAUAAAUAAACUAAGCAAAUGGAAAUGUGACUUGACUGAAACGAUCCUUUACUGCUGUAUGAUUUUAGCCAAUCUUCUCUCAACAAUUGUAUUUCUCCUCACACAACGUUUGUUAAGUUGACGGUCAUUUUCACAUGUAACAAGAAUGUUGAAGUAAGUGAGAAAGAAAUCUUAGAUUUUUUUUAAAUAAGAAAAUAAAAACAUUUCUUUUGGAAGAAACAAACUAUGAAGCUUUAUUUUCAGACUGCCGCUUCAGUUGACUUAUUUUUUAAACAACAGUUACAGGACCAAAGAUGUAUUUUGUUCAGAACAGAAGGGAUUAUUGUGAUUCCAAGUGCCUAAAAUGAUCUGAGCAAUUUACAAAAAUGCCUCAGUAAAGUGAGAGCUGUGUUUUUUUUUAGGGGUUUGUGUUGCCUAGAUUACUCCAAAUCUCUUUUCAGGGACAGAGACAUUCAUCUUCAUGCGAUUUAAAUAAAUACAAUUUUUAUAAAUCCCUAUCCUCGUUUUUUAAAUUCUGAAAUAUGUGUAUUAUAAGCAUAGCCUGUGUAAAUGGGAAAGAAAGGCCUUGAUAUUGUUGGGUUCUGAGAAUAUGAAAUAUACUUAUUCAUGUCACUGAGGGAGUGCUGAGGUUUUAGAGUGUAUACCAGAAGGGAAUGGGUGAAGGAGGAACUUAUAUAGUGUGUGCAAUUAAGCUUGUAAUGUGUUGAGUUCAGGGAAGCGAUUUACAUGCGGCAGGCAUUGAUAAGGGGAGAGAGCCAUGGACUAGUGAUGGAGGGGGGUUGAGGUCAGGUCAGGUCACAUUAAGGGAGAAAUAAAAGUUUAUGGCCCGUAUCACUAGUGUCCUGCCUAGCAGUAAAGAACGAUGUUUGUACAGAUGUGUAGGAGUGCUUGUGUAAAUAUCAGUGCUUGUGUGAAAAUGUUUUUGUCUAAUGCAGCUUUAUUGAUCCUCUGGGAAGAAUAAACUU
This is a messenger RNA of Oncorhynchus tshawytscha (Chinook salmon), 2734 nucleotides long. Its product is annotated as terminal nucleotidyltransferase 5A. Bases 478 to 1662 code for a protein of 394 amino acids. Gene Ontology annotation, biological process: mRNA stabilization. Gene Ontology annotation, molecular function: RNA binding; poly(A) RNA polymerase activity. The transcript has 2 exons. Lineage: Eukaryota; Metazoa; Chordata; Actinopteri; Salmoniformes; Salmonidae. The record is from RefSeq and is a predicted model, not a curated record.